This is a messenger RNA of Leptomonas pyrrhocoris, 1737 nucleotides long. RefSeq lists its product as hypothetical. Bases 230 to 1576 code for a protein of 448 amino acids. The transcript has a single exon. Lineage: Eukaryota; Euglenozoa; Kinetoplastea; Trypanosomatida; Trypanosomatidae. The record is from RefSeq and is a predicted model, not a curated record.
AGAACUUCUGCAUCUUUUUUCUUCAAGUCUAUUCGGGCGAAUAAGAAUACGUAGAAUCGCCUGCAGCGACUGUCUUCGCGUCCGUUUUGUCCACUUUCCAAAACCUUUUUUUCUGCUGUUGUUUCUCUCUCAGACACUCGCUACAGAAUUUAUUUUUUUGGCAGUCCGGCUGUUUACACGAUAUACGUCGUCUCUCCUUCCGCCUCUGCUAGCCGAGAUGCAGCACACGAUGUCUUUCCGGCGCAGCUCAACUCGCAUUGCGGCGGCUAUGUUCCUGAACUCGUUGUGCCUGCCACCUACCCUAGCACCGCCACUACGAAGCCUCUCCUCUACUCACCGGUGCAGGCUGCCCUGCUUUACGGCGUCUGCACACCCCAUACGCUCACAAUUCCGCCUUCUGCACACAGAUGAUCGCAGCCCCGUUUCCUCGACGGCUACCCGGCAGUCUGCCGCCAACUCCCAGGCCACGGGAAACUUCCUUGGGGAAGGUGCUGAUGGUGGUGAUGGUGAGAAACCGGGCACCAAGGCCGAUGCAGAGGCGGAUGACGACGUAACGGUCCAGGUGUACCGCCCACAGCUAUCGCCCGAGGCGGCGGAGCGCAGCGUGAAAACGGAACUCUUCCUCUGCCUCCUCCUCACCCUUCCGCGGACACAGGACUGGAAGGACAUGCUCACGGCUGCCUUCCGCGCCGGUUCGUGGAAGCCGCACCACCUCGAUGCGGUGCUGCGCGGGGUGUCGCUCAACAAGUACAACGAGCCCAGCGCUUUUCUGCGGAGCUGUGGGAGCUCGUACGCUGCUGCCAAUGGCAACCAGUCCCUCCGCGAGGCGGCGGUGCAGGCGUCGCAGUCGGCACCGCCCGCGUCGACGCCGACGAGUCGCCUGCACCGUGCGAGGGACAUUCUCGUGUUCUGUGCCGAAGAAGGCGUGCUUUACGCGAAGGAAGAUGAAGAAACGACGGUAGCGGCCCCGCCUUCGUCCUCGUCCUCUCCGGCUCCUUCUGUUGCGGAAGGUAAAGCAACGUUGAUGCACGCCGACGCCUUUGCGCCCUCCCCAGCGGCUGUCCAUCAUCUCCUGACGAUGCUCCUGCAGGCGGCACAGCGUGGAGCUGACUACGCGUCCUCCUCACCGUCUCCCCACCCCGCCUCUACUUCUUCCUCUCUCUCCACCAGUUCGGGUGAGAACGGGCUCCCCACUGCGUCUUAUGCCGAUGUGUGGCACUACCUCGCCUGGAUGGAGCUGCACGGCUACCACGUUCUCUCGCAUGCGGUGCUAGACGUCUUGGAAGCGGCGCUGGACGAAGGCGGCAGCCCCUCGCGUCCGCAGGGCCACCGCACAAAAGCCGGCAUCACCGCGGCAGAGUCAACGGACUCCAUUUCGUCUUCCGGCCCGUUGCAGUACGCUGCCGUGUCACAGCGCAUUCAUCGUCUGGACUACGUGCGAGGGGAGCGGGCGCUGCUGCAGGAGUCACUACGGAGUCAAUCGAAGAUGAAAAAAAAUCCUGUUCGCUCGCUGGAUCAUGUCGGAGACUUCAAUAGGAGACAGCGCGACGUGCCGCGAACGGAUCCUACGCUUUGAAAGCAGGACACUGGGCAGAUGCAUGUCCGUCUGUUAAUGGGAAACGUUUGCGUUAUAAUUGGGUAUCUUAAGUGGUGAUAGAUUCUUUAGUGACUUCUCACAUAUCCUUGAUUUCAUUUGACUGAGCGACAUCAGAAAGCUGAAGCGCCGCUCUAAGUAAA